AUGUCUUCAUGUAUUAUCACAGAUCUCAGGCCCAUUGAUUUGAGUCUUGCCGAAUCCAAGCCUGCGUUGAUCGCGGUCAGUCCUACUGUUUCCAUUCAAACGGCACUCUCUAAAAUGCAGCACAACAAGAUCACAUCCUUGCCUGUCUUUUCUCACAACAAUACCGAGGUGGUCAGUAUUGUCAAUCUCUUUGACAUUUUGCUCUAUUUGGUUGGUGAAAGCACUGCUACUAUCGAGAAGGAAAAGUUGAGGCUGGAUGACCCUGUUGAAAAUGUGUUGGGAUUGGAUACCGACAGAGAAAGCUAUCGCAUCCACAAAGUGGAUCGCAAAGAUAAGCUGAUUGAGACAUUACGCGCUUUCUCUAAUGGAAAGCACCGGGCUUUGGUUGUUCAAUUUGACGAUGAACUGAAGAAGCCUUGGAUUUUGUCUCAGACGGACAUCAUCCGACAUAUUAUCAACCAUCCAGAUUCCGUUGCCGGCUUACUUGAUUUAGACGGUCGUGUACAGGAUUUGAACCUUAUUCAAAAGCAAAAGGUGGUUAUGGCUGCCGACACGGAAACAGCUAUACAGGUCUAUCGCAUGAUGGCUGAAAAGAAUUUAAGUGGUGUUCCUGUGAUUGAUGUGCAUGGCAAAUUUGAGGGCGAUUUAUGUGUCGAAGAUUUACCUAGUGCUAAUUUGGAGCACAUUGAUCAGUUGACCUUGACUUGCAAGGAAUACAUCAAGUAUACGUCUGAUUACUUGACUCCUAGCACUGCAACUCCUGAUGCUACUCUAAAAGACGUUUUUGCUAUUAUGUUGAGAGAAGAUACGCAUCGUGUUUGGAUUCUGGAUUCCAAUGAAUCAAAGAAUGUCAUUGGGGUAGUUACUAUGUCUGAUAUUAUGAGGCUCUUGUGUGUAAACCAUAAGCCAUCCCUUUUCUAA
Messenger RNA from Mucor velutinosus, 921 nucleotides. Its product is annotated as SAP domain-containing protein. Bases 1 to 921 code for a protein of 306 amino acids. The record is from RefSeq and is a predicted model, not a curated record. Lineage: Eukaryota; Fungi; Mucoromycota; Mucoromycetes; Mucorales; Mucoraceae. The transcript is spliced from 4 exons.